Ostrinia furnacalis (Asian corn borer) is the source of this 1272-nucleotide messenger RNA. RefSeq names its product chromatin complexes subunit BAP18. The transcript has 5 exons. Bases 342 to 728 code for a protein of 128 amino acids. Gene Ontology annotation, cellular component: MLL1 complex; NURF complex. The record is from RefSeq and is a predicted model, not a curated record. NCBI's taxonomy places the organism in Eukaryota, Metazoa, Arthropoda, Insecta, Lepidoptera, Crambidae.
UCAUGGUGUGUUCAAAUGCAUAGUUCGCAACAAAUAAAUAAUACCUUCCACACAAUUUGACACCAGAUUAUUAUGUUGCUUUCUGCGAAAGCUAUUCAAUCCUCGGACAAAUAACAAAAGGUUCUGGUCGUUUUUAUGGUGACGUUAAUCAUAACAGAGUUAGGCAGCAAUGGUGACAGACGUUUGUCACUGUGACCUCUGUAAGAGUGAAGAAAAAGAGGCAUGGUUACAUUUUCUGUUUUAUUGUUUCGGGUAUAUCGUCAUUGUCUUUGUACCGGUGCGCGUGCGCUUCUUGAACUACUGAUGAAAAAAGUGGCAAAUGGACAGAGGAAGAAAUCGAGAUGCUUCGCGCAUGCGUGCAUCGCUUCGCCAUUGAUCUGAACAAACUGAGCCAGCACAUCAAAAACAGAACCGCGUCGCAGAUUCGUACUACACUCAAGAAAAAAGCGUUCGAGGACGCAGGUAUACCUGUCAGGCAGGUAAGCAGCACUGUGACCAACUGCCAAACUCCGUCGCCGACUCCCCAGCCAUCGACUCCGACGGUGUCGCAAUUGCAUCGGCGGCGUCGGCGAAACAAGGGCCACCGGCUCUGGCGAAAAUACGGCAUUGAUGGCAUGCCAAAAGUGACUCUGAACAUGUUGAACGCGACCGAGAACGAGGUCGACGUCGAGGGUCUGACCGGAGAUGUCAAACUCGAGUUCGAGCCGGCGGACGAAGUAGCCACCUGAAACCUGUUUAGCUUCUCGUACUAGCACGCAGUGCAAGAAGCAACCCUCUCCCUACACUCGGAUAACAGCAUCAUAUAAGUGAAAGGACAAUGCUUUGGAAUGGUGUUAAGCUGGAUCUGGACUGUUGAGGUCGCGGUUGUUCGCGCCAAGUUUUCGUAGUCGACGCCGUAGUGGGUAGUAAACCAAUGUUGGAUGGUACUAUGCUACAAGAAGAUAAGGAUUUUAUUCCACGCCAUAUUACGGUAAAUAAAGCGUUUCGCUGCAGGGUCACCGUUGAAAAUUGAUGUUGAUCGUUCGCAAUGCUGACUCUGUUGUAACAACUUUAUUUGCGUGUGAGAAUAUGGUGCGGUCCGAAAUCAACCCCCGGUAUAAAACCCGGUUUAAGGUUUUUUUCUUUGUUUACGUUAAAUACAUAUUAUAGUUUAGUUUAAAAUAGCCCUAACGUUUAUUGAGGUGGCUCUAUGUGGGAUGUGGUCUAUCCCGCGCUGUUGUCUAAUCCCCUCCGGCACCCGCAAGUACUGUAAUUAUAUGAAGUUAAUUUUAA